Messenger RNA from Pogona vitticeps (central bearded dragon), 3468 nucleotides. The record is from RefSeq and is a predicted model, not a curated record. NCBI's taxonomy places the organism in Eukaryota, Metazoa, Chordata, Lepidosauria, Squamata, Agamidae.
CGCGCUUCCUAGAGCGGCCGCGACGACUGCGAGGGAGCCAUGUGGGCUAGCGCAUGCGCGCGCCAAGGUGAGGGGUCGGCAAGAUGGCGGCGGCCUCCUCAGGGGAUGAGGCGCCGGACAACGAGGACUACUACUCGCUGCUGAACGUGCGGCGGGAGGCCUCUCAGGAAGAGCUGAAAGCUGCCUACCGCCGGCUGUGUAUGUUGUACCAUCCUGACAAGCACAGGGACCCGGAGCUCAAGAGGCAGGCCGAGCAGCUUUUCAACCUCCUUCAUCAGGCCUAUGAAGUGCUCAGUGACCCACAAACAAGAGCCAUCUAUGACAUAUAUGGGAAGAGAGGUCUUGAAAUGGAAGGCUGGGAGGUGGUGGAGAGGAGGCGGACACCUGCCGAGAUCCGAGAGGAGUUUGAGCGUUUGCAGAGGGAAAGAGAAGAGAGGAGACUUCAGCAGCGGACAAACCCCAAGGGGACGAUUAUCGUCGGCAUAGACGCCACCGACCUCUUUGAUCGCUACGACGAGGAGUAUGAAGAUGUGUCCGGGAGCACCUUCCCUCAUCUCGAAAUUAACAAAAUGUACAUCUCCCAGUCCAUUGAGGCCCCACUGACAGCCACAGACACGGCAAUCCUGUCGGGGAACCUCUCCACGCAGAACGGGAACGGAGGCGGCUCCGUCAACUUGAUUCUGAGGCGGGUGACGUCGGCCAAAGGCUGGGGAGAGCUCGAGUUUGGAGCCGGCGACCUGCAGGGACCCUUGCUUGGCCUAAAAAUGUUUCGGAACCUCACUCAGAGAUGUUUCAUCACGACGCACGGCACACUACAGUCCUCCCCCCGCGGAAUUCACCCGGGCUUUACCGCCGUCCUGGCCCGGCACCUGGACAAGAACACCAUGGGGUACCUCCAGUGGCGCUGGGGCAUUCAGUCCGCCAUGAACACGAGCGUUGUCCGGGAUACCAAGACCAGCCAUUUCACGAUGGCCUUUCAGCUUGGAAUCCCCCAUUCCUUCGUGAUGGUCAGCUACCAGCACAAGUUCCAGGACGAGGACCAGACGCGGGUGAAAGGAUCCCUCAAGGCUGGCCUUUUUGGGACCAUUGUGGAAUACGGGGCCGAGCGGAAGAUCUCCCGCCACAGCGUCCUCGGAGCCACCGUCAGCGUGGGCGUCCCCCAGGGAGUGUCCCUGAAGAUCAGGCUGAACCGAGCCAGCCAGACCUACUCCUUCCCCAUCCAUUUGACGGACCAGCUGCUCCCCAGCGCCAUCUUCUACGCCACGGCCGGGCCCCUGGUUAUCUAUUUCGCCAUGAACCGGCUCAUCAUCAGGCCCUAUCUCCAGGCGCAGAAAGAGAAAGAGUUGGAGAAGCAACGAGAGGGCAGCGCCAGCGAGAUUUUGCAGAAGAAGCAAGAGGCAGAAGCUGCCGUGCGGCUGAUGCAAGAAUCGGUCCGGAGGAUCGUUGAGGCCGAAGAAGCCAGGAUGGGCUUGAUCGUGGUGAACGCCUGGUACGGGAAGUUUGUCAACGACCAGAGCCGGAAGAACGAGAAGGUCAAGGUCAUCGAUGUGACGGUGCCCUUGCAGUGCCUGGUCAAGGACUCCAAGCUCAUCCUCACAGAAGCGUCCAAGGCUGGCCUGCCUGGCUUCUACGAUCCCUGCGUGGGUGAGGAGAAGAGCCUCAAAGUCCUCUACCAGUUCCGCGGCGUUCUGCACCAAGUAAUGGCCUCGGACAACGAGGCCCUUCGGAUACCAAAGCAAUCUCACCGGAUUGACACGGACAGCUAAUCCAGAGAGAGGGAGGGCGUCCGGUGUGGGGUUCCGUGCCCGGCUUGAUUCACUGGAAGGGCACCCCCUUUCCCUCCUCCGGAUUCGAUACGUCUUCAAACCGACGGAGACACCGCUUGUUUUUAUGAUCUGCAUCGAAGGUGGUUUUACACCAAUCCUGUUGUGGGACAAAAUGAGAGAAAAACGGCUUUGACAGAAGAGUUGGCCCCCCGGGGCGCGGCAGGUGCAUGCUCUGCUGGCAUUUCCUGCAGGGGAGCAGGGUUGGCUCGGUGCUUCCCCCCCCUCCACCAGGAGGAAAAAACCCCCUCCCCUGGAGGUGCUUGCAGGGCAGGAAGGGAAGGCCUGGGCCAGAAGGUGUGUUGUUUCUUACUCCCGCAGAGUGGGGCUUCUUCGGCCCCAGAAGGCUGCGGCCAAAGAGGGAAUGCCACUCGGCCGGCACUCCGUGAUGCCACCGGUGUGCUGGUGCCCUUGAAGAAUCUGUGCGUGCAUUUUAUUUUGCCGGUGGACCCCCCUCCCCUCCUUCCCAGCCAUCAUCUCUCUCCGGCGGCUGCUGGAUGCCCUGCCUUGACUACAAAAUCUGUCUGCAUCCAAGGAGCGAACGGGAGAGGCCGUAGCGGGGAAGUCAGCAGGAUGAAACCCAGAGUGCCAAACCAGAAGGACUCCUCCUUCUUCUGCCCCUUUGAGGGGACAGAGAGGGGCUUUGUGUUGGUAUUAUUAUCCUUCUUUCCCAACAAGGAGAGCAGCCACAAGAGCACUAGCCGGGCGAAAGGAAGGCCACUUCUGAGCUGCUGUCCCUCGGCUGUCGCGGAGGGAGGUCUAUGCAAAAAGAAGUCUCGGCUCAACAAGGGGCUGUGGGUUGCAGCCUCCUUGGAUUUUAGGUGCAAUCCCUAGGCUUUAAGGUGUGGGGCGGGGCGGGAGGGUGUCGUUUGAACCAAGGCAAACAGCCCCCUCUUCUUUUAUCUCAAUGCUGCUGUCUUCCUUUUGGGGGAUCCAGUUUGUAUUACUCAAUACACAAACACACACACACACAUACACACACAAACACACACCCCACUGGCAUUCAUUAGUCCUCACCCUGUACAAAAUAUGGCAGAGGCCACGAAUCUGGGCUCUCACCGGCUGCAUCUCAAUUCUCUCUGGAAUCAAGUGCUCUUCCUCACCUUUUUGGUCAGACCGACCCUUCCUUCUCACACGGAACCAAACCACGUCCAGGUCCUGUCCGUUUCCUUAGCUGUUUCCCAUGGACACCCCACGCCCCAUUCCUUGUUCCUCAUGAGGAUGGCUCCCCAUCUCCUUGAAAGCGGAUGGAAUAAGAACGGAACGGUGGGCAUCAGGCGGCUAACGGUCCUCUCUCUUGAAAAGCGACAAGCCCCAGUUUUAACCAGCGGGGACGCCCUUCAGGAGCCACUGUCAAGCGACCAGGCCUGUGCUAGCGGUGAUGGUGGAAUGGCCUGCAGGCUCCUUCCAGAAACUGACCGCUCGAUUCUUCCACGCUUGCACCCAGCUCAGUAUGAGCCGAGCCCUCCUGCUGGCCUCUCCUUUCCUCUCGCCUUGCCUGCCUUGCGAUCAGGAACCUCUUGCAACAUGCCUAUGAGCCACGGAGGAGGAGGAGGAGGAGGAUGCGGUGGUGGUGCUGGGAUCCCCAGGUUUCUCCUGUAACAAAUAAGGACAAUAAAGUGACCCACUGUCAUUGAAGCGUGAA